This is a messenger RNA of Fukomys damarensis (Damara mole-rat), 1048 nucleotides long. It is a transcript of the gene Pebp4, whose product is annotated as phosphatidylethanolamine binding protein 4. Bases 169 to 915 code for a protein of 248 amino acids. NCBI's taxonomy places the organism in Eukaryota, Metazoa, Chordata, Mammalia, Rodentia, Bathyergidae. The record is from RefSeq and is a predicted model, not a curated record. The transcript has 9 exons.
CACAUGUGCACACCAGCCCUCUCUUCUCGUUUGCUGCAGCUGGGAGCCACCAGUGUGCUUCCGAGGUGCCUAGCACAGAAGGCCUGGGCUCCAUUGGUUGGUCCUUUCUAUUGGAGCAGCACCUGGAACCCAAACUGGACCCAGCAAAAUACCCACUGAAGGCUGGAAAUGAAUGAGCAAGCAUUCUGGAGGAAGGGAGCCGGCACCAGACACCAGAUGAACCCACAGAGGCCCAGAGCAGAAAAAAGGCUGGACAAAGUGGAAAAGGUGUCCACCGACGGGACGAUGAUGCUGGUUGCCGCAACCUUGUGUCUGGGUCUCCUGAUGGUGGCCGCUGGUGACAAAGAAGACGAGUGCGUCUACAAGCCCCUGUCUGAUGAGGACGCCGUGCUGUGCAAUAGGGGCCUUGAAGUUUUGUGCCCCGAGUUGGGGAACAUCGGCUGCAUGUUCAUUCCCGACUGCAAUGACUACAGACAGAAGAUCACUCGCUGGAGCGAACCCAUAGUCAAGUUCUCUGGCGCCUUGAACGAUGAGAAGUACAUCCUGGUGAUGGUGGAUCCCGAUGUUCCCAGCAGGUACAAUCCCAGAGCAAGAUUCUGGAGACAUUGGCUGGUGACGGAUACCCAGGGUUCGGACCUGCAGAAAGGGAAGAUUAAGGGCCAGGAGUUAUCAGCCUACCAGCCUCCCUCCCCACCACCUCACAGUGGCUUCCACCGCUACCAAUUCUACGUCUAUCUUCAGGAAGGAAAGACCAUCAACCUCCUUCCAAAAGAAAACAAAACACGAGGCUCUUGGGAAAUGGACAGAUUUUUGUACCGCUUCCACCUGAACGAGCCUGAAGCAAGUACCCAGUUCAUGACGCAGAACUACCAGGACUCAGCAGUGUUCCAGGCUUCUGGGGAAAGUGGCCGCUAGGCCAAGGACAAACCCGAACAGACUUCGCUGCCUGCUGGGCCGCAGGCUUCACCUACCAGGUGUGGGUCCACAACAAUCCUGGGACAAGACCCUCUCUGAGUAUGGACUCCGUCUCAUCCAAAUUUUUCAAAAU